AUGCCGGGUGGCCAGACGGCCGCCUUGGCGACUGCGGCCGGUGGUGGUCGCCGCCCCACUUGCGAAGGAGCCAAGGCGAGGCGGCCUCGCGUGACCCUCGAGCCCCGGGGGCGCGCGGGCGACGGCGCCGCCGGCCCCGCGGGGGAGGGAGCGCGACCGGGGUGGCGCCGCCGCCGUCCUGCUACCUGCCGCACCCCAACCGGCCCGGUCACCCCCCGAGAGCUGCGGAAAGGACUGUUUAAAGAGGGCUGGUCGGCGCGAGGGGCCGUGAUGCCGUGCAGCGGCGUCGGGAGUGCGUCCUCCAGCUGCCAGCCCGCUAGCCACGCCCCCGGUGCCGCCGCCGCCGCGCCGCCGCCCGCCCGACGCCGCCGCCCCCCGCGCGCCAUGGCCCCGCAGCAGCCGUGGAAGCACAGUAAAUGGCGGCGUGACCGGAAGAUCGACAGAUAG
Molecule: messenger RNA, 447 nt
Organism: Gryllus bimaculatus (two-spotted cricket)
Lineage: Eukaryota; Metazoa; Arthropoda; Insecta; Orthoptera; Gryllidae
Source: the annotation of a GenBank genome assembly